CUCUCUCUCUGUCGCUCUCCCACUGCGAUGCCUCCUCCGACCUGCAGGAACUCCGACCCCAAAAGCCUGAGGCUGGACUGGAGGUUCGUCAAGAGAUUCUACAGAAUUGUACGAGUGCUUUUCCCGAGCUGGCGCAGUCGGAAUGUGGUCAUGUACGUAAUGCUGCUUGGAGUCACGCUUUUAGUUCAGCUGGUGAUUUACCAGGUGGGUCUGAUCCCGAGUCAGUUCUACGGCGUGCUGUCGGAGAAGAACUUCGGGCAGUUUAAGAAGCUGGUGGCGUUCUCCAUCCUGCUCAUCCUGCUCAACGCUGUGCUGAAGAGUGUGGAGCAGUACAUCAGUAACCUCCUGUACGUGGGCUGGAGGAAAUGUCUGACGCAGAGCCUCCAUCAGGAUUACUUCAGCGGGCAGAUCUACUACACCCUCAACGUGCUCCAGAGCGACACCGACAACCCAGACCAGAGGAUGACUCAGGACGCUGAGAGGUUGUGUAAGCAGUUGAGCAGCAUGGCGAGUCGGCUGGUCAUUUCCCCGUUCACCAUCUCCUACUACUCCUACCAGGUCUUUAACAUAACCGGAUGGAUCGGGUUCGUCAGUAUCCUCGGGUACUUCCUGGUCGGCACUGUUGCUAACAAGUUCCUGAUCGGACCAGUCGUGUCUACGUUGGUGGAACAGGAAAAGCUGGAGGGAAACUUCAGAUUCAAGCACAUGCAGAUCAGAGUCAAUGCAGAAUCGGCAGCUUUCUACAGAGCAGGGAUGGUGGAACACGCCCGGACGAACCACAGACUUCAGAGUCUCUUGGACACGCAGAGGAAGCUGAUAAACAGGGAGCUCCUGCUCUACCUUGGAGUAAACACUUUUGACUAUAUGGGAAGCAUCCUCAGCUACAUCAUCAUCGCCAUACCCAUCUUUGCGGGUGUGUAUGAUGACUUGACCCCGGGCGAGAUCACCACUGUCAUCAGCAAGAAUGCCUUUGUGUGCAUGUACCUGAUUAAUUGUUUCACGCAGCUCAUAGAUCUUUCCACGACCCUCUCCGAUGUUGCAGGUUACGCCCACAGAAUCGGAGAGCUACAGGAAGUGAUGACGGACAUCAACAGGAAGCAGGGUGAUCCAGACUGUGUUCCUGCGGAGACCGGCAGCUCCGACAGGGGAGGAGAAACCUUCAUCACGUCCAGCUCUGCUGCAAUCGUACUGGACAAGGUGUCCUUUACGUCUCCGUUCUCCAAGGAUCUGCUGGUGAGGGAGUUGAGUCUCAGGGUUUAUGAAGGUACACACGUCCUGGUGGUGGGGAACACGGGCACGGGGAAAACGUCUCUCCUCAGGGUCCUCCACCAUCUCUGGGAACCGUGUAGUGGUUCGGUUCAGAUGAACACGUGCUUUGGGCCAAGGGGAAUAGUGUUCCUGCCUCAGAAACCCUUCCUGACUGACGGCACCCUUCGAGAACAGGUGAUCUUCCCUUUAAAGGACAUCUACCCAGUUUCAGGUACUCUUGAUGAUGAGAGAAUUUUGCGAUACCUGGAACUGGUUGGGAUGUCCAGUCUCCUGAAGAGGACGGGCGGUCUGGAUGGGAAAGUGGACUGGAACUGGUAUGACGUUUUAUCCCCAGGAGAGAUGCAGAGGCUGUGCUUUGCUAGGCUUUUCUACCUGCAGCCGAAAUACGCAGUGCUGGAUGAAGCCACGUGCGCUCUGACGGAAGAAGCCGAGGAGCAGAUGUACAAAGCUUGUAAACAGCUCGGCAUGACUCUGAUCAGCCUCGGUCACCGCAGCAGCCUGACGAAGUAUCACGACGUCAUGCUGAGGCUGUGUGGAGACGGUCAGUGGGAACUCGCUCAGCUGGAUACAAGACGAUGAAUCUCCAGGAAAACAAGACAUUCCCCUAAUUGUACUCAAGGAAAAGAAGUGAGAUGCUGUAUUUCAAUUUACGGGAAAAAAACCCCAACAUUUUUCCUUUUUUUUCACCAGAAACGUUUGAUAUCAGGUGAGAAACUUCGAGCUGGACCCGAGAUGUUCCGGUUUUCUAGAAAUGACAGCACUGGUCUGGCCUUUCAGGGAAAUUUUUUCAACUGUGGUCUAAAGGCAUUUUAUAAGUGAUUGUUUAGAAUACUAUAACUACUUGUAAUUAAAUGUAUGUAUGAUUUAAAUAUUUAUUUUGCUUACAAUUCAACGUUUAACACAUUAAGCCAGCGUAGUCCACUCUCUCGUCAGCACUUAAUAAAAUCUAAAGAAUAUUUUCCAGAAACGACAAACAAAAUGCCCAUUACAGUUUCGAGGUUAUAACCACAAAUAAAACCGCAUCAUGUGUUUUACUGUUCUUCUGUGUGAACAUGUCACAAUAACAAAAGGACAGUCCUCUCUUUAAUUGAUUGAUUAAGUCUUAGAUGAAAUUUAACAUGUUCAGAGUGUACAUUUUAAUGAUAUAAAGUUUGUAUUACUUAAACUAUGCAAAAUGUGCAAAAAAUAUGUCAAAUCUUGUCAAAAGCCUCUCAGACAAGUACGGAUCAGUGUUUUUAACAAUGUGAAUGUUUCUUCUCUAAAGUGUUUUAAAAAAGUGUCUUGCAUAAUGUAAUUCGUUUCUGUAUCAAAGUAUAUUUUAUGGAAAGUUGACUGAGGAGAAAAAGUGUGGUAGGAAAAGUUGCACAAGCAGCAGGGAUGACCGUUGAGCAAAGCCAAUUCAAGACCUUGGGAAAGCUUCAUAUGGAAUGGAAUGAGGCUGAAGUCAGUGCAUCAAGAGCCACCAUGCACAGACGUCUUCGGGAAAUGGUCUGCAACUGUUGCAUUCCUAGUAUCAAGAUACUUUAGAGCACUUCAUGCUUCUGUCUCCUGAAAAGCUUUUACAGAGAUGCCAAUUUCCUUCUCCAGCGGGACAUGGCACCUGCCCACAGUGCCAAAACUAACACUAACUGGUUUGCUGACCGUUAUAUCAUUGUGCUUUGGAUAUUGUCAAGCGGAAGAUGAGAAACACCCGACCCGACAAUAUAGACGAACUGAAGGCUGCUAUCGAAGCAACCUGGUCUUCAAUAAACUGCCUCAGCAGUGCCACAGGCUGAUCACCUCCAUGCCACGCUGCACUGAUGCAGUAGUUUGUGCUAAAGGCCAAGUAUUAGGUGCAUAAAUUAACCAAAUUUUUAGAAGUUUGACAUUUCUGUAUUGUAAAUUAUUUAGAUUGAUCUUAGCAAAUGUAAUAUUUUGAGAUACUGGAUUUUUUAUUUUUAUGCGCUGUAAUUAUCAAAAUUAAAACAAUA
Messenger RNA from Clarias gariepinus (North African catfish), 3239 nucleotides. RefSeq names its product ATP-binding cassette, sub-family D (ALD), member 4 (gene abcd4). The record is from RefSeq and is a predicted model, not a curated record. Gene Ontology annotation, cellular component: peroxisomal membrane. Bases 28 to 1848 code for a protein of 606 amino acids. Gene Ontology annotation, molecular function: ATP hydrolysis activity; ABC-type transporter activity; long-chain fatty acid transmembrane transporter activity. Gene Ontology annotation, biological process: very long-chain fatty acid catabolic process; peroxisome organization; fatty acid beta-oxidation. NCBI's taxonomy places the organism in Eukaryota, Metazoa, Chordata, Actinopteri, Siluriformes, Clariidae. The transcript has 19 exons.